AUGCUGUUCAGGCUAACCAGAAUGCUAGCAUUUCCCAUGAAUGAAGUGUGCCACUCACUUUGGAUUGCAUGUGUUUUCACUUCUGUGCUGGUUCAGCAAGGAUCAGAAGGUUUCCAAUGUGACAAUGGAAUAUCUGUGCCUCCUGACAAUGUGUGUGACUUCAUGGACCAAUGUGGGGACAGCAGCGAUGAACAGCAAUGUUUGAAUUAUGAAAGAUGUGAUUUUGAGGAUGGGCUGUGUACUAUGACACAGAAUCAGAGUCUGCUACUUGGAUGGACAAAGAGAAAUGGAAUAUCUACUACAUCUCCUCCAUUUUAUGAUCACAAUGGUGAUAUGUAUGCCCAUUUCCUCUCAUUGGUCUCCAAAUUGGAUUCUACUUCCUCAAACUUAAGAAGCAGAAUUUUUCUUCCAACACAAAACCAAAAUGCUUGUCAGAUUAGAUUUUAUUACUUCGUUAGCCAAGUGAGUGGACAAUUAAUAGUUGGCCUUCAAACUGCCUCUGAUAGUUCUAUUCAGCCUUUGUGGCAAAAUACAGCUGGGCUCAAAGAUGAGUGGGAGAGAAAGGUUAUCAAAAUCCACAGCUCACAGAAAUUUCAGGUUGUUAUUCAGGGUCAAAUGAUUACAGGUCAUGAAGAGCAUGAAGUCAUAGCUAUUGAUGAUGUAUCUUUCAGUUCAGGCUGUCUUCCGGCAAACGAUGAAAAUUUACCAUGUCAAAAAGCAUCAAAUACCAAUCAGGAGUUAUACCCACCAAAUGCAAAUCUUUGCCAAUUUAACUCUACAGAUCAAAGAUUAAGGUUGUGUCAGGCUUGUGGAUUUGAAUUUGGCAUGUGUGACUGGAUAUCAGAUGUAUCUGAAGGACUAAUUUCCUGGACUCUUACAAAAGCAAGAGAAGUUCCUAUAUUAGAAUCUAUACCUCAUCAGGAUCAAAGUGGUGAUGAUGAAGGUUAUUAUGUCUGGAUAGGAGCUCAGCAAGCUUUUCCUCAUUUAGACAGCAGGGCUUAUCUGAAUAGUUCUAUGUGUCACUGCUCAGGCAGUGGCUGUCGUCUUCAAUUCUAUUACUCUAUGGAAAAGAGUGUUCUGAGAGUAGGAGUGUAUCAUCAUAAGGGACAAGAAAUGUUUUGGACCUACAACACAUCAACGCACAGCAAAUGGGUCAAAGCAGAUGUGUUAAUACCAGAAGAUAUAAAGACAUUUAAGAUUAUUUUUGAAGGAACUCUUUUGAACCAAAGAGGUUUUAUUGCUCUUGAUAGCCUCUGGGUCUAUGCCUGUGCACAGACGCACUCCGGAAAGCUUUGCUCUGCGGAUGAAUUCAUCUGUGCUAAUGGACAAUGUGUUGCUGAAGAAUUAGUCUGUGAAGCUCGGCAGGACAGCUGUGAUGGGGGUGAUGAAGCCCCAUCAACUUGCUCAAAUUGCAUCAUGUGUGACUUCGAGACUGGUUUCUGUGGCUGGAAGCAAUUAUUCACAGAAGAGUCAUCCUGGGUAGUAGUGAAAGGAUUGAUGGGUGGAGAACACCAUCUUCCCACUGCCGACCACACAACAAACACCAGCCAGGGGUCUUUUAUUUAUUUUGGGACACAUCGACCUCCUGGGGUGGCUAAGCUUGGAAGUCCUGUCCUUACAAAAUCACUCAUGGCCUCUUCCCCAUGCCAGGUGCAAUUUUGGUAUCAUUUAUCUCAACAUUCACGUCUCUCAGUUUUUACAAGAACAUCACUGGAUGGAAUGUUGGAAAAGCAAGGUGAUCUAGUUGGUUCCACUGAAUCUCACUGGAUCCAAGCCAGAAUCGAUCUCUCUCUAAAGACUGGGGAAUCUACUCUGCCUUUUCAGUUAAUUUUAGAAGCUACUGUUUUAUCAUCAAAUGCUACAGUUGCCCUAGAUGACAUCAGUAUAUCCCAGGAAUGUGAAAUUUCAUAUAAGUCAAUUCCUGAUACCAGCAUACAAAAUAAAGUCUCCAAAUGUGAUUUUGAAGAAAAUAGCUGUGGUUGGUUUGAAGCCAUUGGUGGUGACCAUUUUGACUGGACAUGGAGCUCCAGAAAUGACCUUUCUGCUGAUUUUGAACAACAGGCUCCACCUGGAGAUCACACUCACAGCACAGCCCAAGGGCAUUUUAUGUUCAUUCUGAAGAAAAGCAGCAGUUUCUCCCAAAUUGCUAAACUCCAGAGCCCAACUUUCAGCCAGACAGGACCUGAAUGUACACUCUCUUUCUGGUUUUAUAACUAUGGCUUGUCGGUGGGAGCAGCUGAACUGCAACUGCACGUGGGAAAAUCCGGAGACUCCACAGUCCUCUGGAGAGUCUUAUACAAUCAGGGCAACCAAUGGUCAGAAGCCAUCAUUCAGCUUGGGCGCCUGACUCAACCUUUCCAUUUGUCGCUAGAUAAAGUGAGUCUUGGCAUUUAUGAUGGAGUCUCUGCUAUUGAUGACAUCAGGUUUGAGAAUUGUUCUCUUCCUCUUCCUGCUGAGAGCUGUGAAGGAUCAGAUCGUUUCUGGUGCAGACACACCAAGGCUUGUGUAGAAAAACUUCGAUUAUGUGAUCUGGUGGAUGACUGUGGUGAUAAUACUGAUGAAGCCGACUGUGCACCAGAACUACAGUGUAACUUUGAAACUGGAAUUUGUAACUGGGAACAAGAUACAGACGAUGACUUUGAUUGGAUCAGGAACCAGGGUCCCACUUCAACACUUAAUACGGGGCCAAUGAAGGAUAAUACUGUGGGCACAGCUAAAGGACACUAUCUCUACAUCGAAUCCUCAGAGCCACAAGUGUUCCAAAACAGGGCUGCCUUACUCAGUCCGGUCCUUAAUGUCACUGCUACAAGCAUCUGUACUUUCCGCUUCCAUUACCACAUGUUCGGGAAGCACAUUUAUAGACUGGCCAUCUACCAGCGAGUCUGGAGUAACACAAGGGGCCAGCUGCUAUGGCAGAUAUUUGGGAAUCAAGGCAACAGAUGGAUAAGGAAGCAUCUCACCAUUUCCAGCAUACAGCCUUUCCAGAUUUUGGUGGAGGCUUCAGUGGGAGAUGGCUUCACUGGAGACAUUGCAAUUGAUGAUCUGUCAUUUCUAGACUGUACCCUCUACUCUGGUAACUUGCCGGUGGACCUUCCAGCACCACCAGAAACUUCCAUUCCGGUAACACUACCUCCUCACAACUGCACAGAUCAGGAAUUUGUCUGCAGGUCCAAUGGUCACUGUAUUGACAAAAUUCGGAAAUGUGAUUUUAGAUAUGACUGCCCUGACAAAUCAGAUGAAUCAUCCUGUGUUAGUGAAGUUUGCAGCUUUGAAAAUGAAAGCCUUUGUAAAUGGUAUCAACCAAUCCCAGUAAAUUUAUUUCAAGAUUUGAACAUAUUUAGUUGGGGUCUUGGUAAUGGAAGAAAUAUUCAUCAUGGAGAAGAAAACCACAGGCCAUUCAUGGACCAUACAAAAAAUAACACGGAUGGCUGGUACCUGUAUGCUGAUAGUUCGAAUGGAAAAUUUGGUGACGUGGCUGAUAUUUUUACUCCUGUUAUUUCAAUUACGGGACCAAAAUGUACUUUGGUUUUCUGGGCUCACAUGAAUGGUGACACAGUUGGUUCUCUCCAGGUUCUGAGUAAGAAAGGCAACGUUACUUCUAAAUUGUGGGCCCAAACUGGACAGCAAGGUGCACAGUGGAAAAAAGUCGAAGUGUUUCUGGGCAUUCAUUCAUAUACCCAGAUUGUCUUCAGGGCAAAACGUGGCAUUAGUUACAUUGGAGAUGUGGCACUGGAUGAUAUUUCCUUUCAAGAUUGUUCACCCUUACUUAGCCCAGACAGGAAAUGCACUGCUCAAGAAUUUAUGUGCGCGAACCAGCACUGCAUUCCAAAGGACAAGCUGUGCGAUUUUGUGAAUGACUGUGCUGAUAAUUCAGAUGAAACUACUUUCAUUUGCAGUGCCUCUCCUGGACGCUGUGAUUUUGAAUUUGAUCUUUGCUCCUGGGAGCAGGAUCAGGACGAUGACUUUGACUGGAAUCUGAAAGCUAGUAGCAUUUCCACGGCAGGCACAGAGCCAGCCGCUGAUCACACCUUACGAAAUUCAUCUGGUCAUUACAUCUUUAUAAAGAGCUUGUUCCCGCAGCAGCCCAUGAGAGAAGCAAGAAUUUCAAGUCCAGUCAUAAGUAAGAGAAGCAAAGACUGCAAGAUCAUUUUUCACUAUCACAUGUAUGGAAAUGGCAUUGGAGCACUCACCUUGAUCCAAGUAUCAGUCUCAAAUCAAACGAAGGUUUUAGUUAACCUGACUGGAGAACAAGGCAAUUUUUGGCAGAGGAAAGAGCUACCGCUGUUUGGUGAUGAAGACUUCCAACUCAAAUUUGAAGGUCGAGUUGGAAAAGGUCACCAUGGUGAUAUUGCUCUUGAUGACAUUGUGCUCACAAGGAAUUGUCUACCAACCCAUUCCAUUAAAGAAGAACCAGCGGUGCCUCUUCCAACAGGUUACUGCCCGCAUGGUUAUCGGGAAUGUCAGAAUGGCAAAUGUUACAUGCUGGAGCAAAGCUGUGAUUUUGUGGAUGACUGUGGCGAUAGUACUGAUGAAAAUGAAUGUGGCAGUUCCUGCACUUUUGAGAACGGCUGGUGUGGCUGGAAAAACUCCUUGGCUGAAAACUUUGAUUGGGUUCUAGGGGUUGGCGCUCAUCAAAGCCUAAGACCUCCCAAAGACCACACACUUGAAAAUGAAAAUGGGCACUUCUUGUAUCUGGAGGCUACACCUGUGGGCCUUCGGGGGGAGAAAGCACACCUGAAGAGUGCCAUGUGGCAGGAAUCCAGCACUGCCUGCACCCUGAGCUUCUGGUAUUUCAUAUCUGCAAAAGCCACAGGGUCCAUCCAGAUUCUCAUUAAGACAGAGAAAGGACUAUCAAAAAUAUGGGAAGGAAGUGAUCAGAACUCCAUAGAUCAUUGGCAAAAGGCUGUAAUCCUGCUAGGAAAGUUAAGGAAUUUUGAAGUCAUAUUUCAAGGAAUCAGAACAAGAGAUCUGGGAGGAGGAGCUGCUAUUGAUGACAUUGAAUUUGAAAACUGCAUGACUGUGGGAGAGACGUCUGAGAUUUGCCCAGAAGCCACGGAUGUUCUGUGUGAUGACAAGAAGUGUAUUGCGUCCCACCUUGUUUGUGACUAUAAGCCAGACUGCUCAGACAGAUCUGAUGAAGCUCACUGCAGCCCAUAUACAAGUAUUGCAGGAGGCUGUAAUUUUGAAACUGUAGGACACUGGACCACUGUUUGCAGUCUUACUCAAGACUCCCAGGAUGACUUGGACUGGGCCAUUGGCAAGACAAUUCCUGCUGAAGGACUGAGUCCAGAUUCUGAUCACACGCCAGGUAAUGGGCAACACUUCCUAUAUGUCAACUCCUCUGGCCCCAAAGAAUACACUGCAAGGAUCACUACUUCAAAAUACUUCCCAGCGAGCCUUGGAAUGUGCACUGUCCGGUUCUGGUUCUACAUGGUCGAUCCCAACAAUAUGGGAGUAUUAAAGGUGUACAUCAUUGGAGAAUCUGGGCUCAACAUUCUGGUGUGGUCAGUGAUUGGAAAUAAGAGAACUGGAUGGUUAUAUGGAUACAUACCUCUCUCCAGCAACAGCCCAUUUAAGGUAGCAUUUGAAGCUGAUUUGGGAGGAGGUGAAAACAUUUUUAUUGCCCUUGAUGACAUCUCUUUCACCCCAGAGUGUGAAUAUGGAGGCCCUGUCACACCACAGCCAUCAACUUGUGAAGCUGAUCAAUUUUCUUGUGUCUACACGCACCAAUGUGCCCCUCUCUUGGGGAGGUGUAAUGGACAGGAAGAUUGCAUAGAUGGAUCUGAUGAAAUGGAUUGCUCUCUCAGUCCUCCUCCUCAACUGUGCAGUAAAAUGGAGUUCCAGUGCUCUGCAAAUAAGUGUAUCCCAUCCCUCCUGCUAUGUGAUGGAGUGCCUGACUGUCACUUUAAUGAAGAUGAAUCCAACUGCUCCAAUAAGAGCUGUUCUAAUGGAGCAUUGACAUGCAACUCCUCUAACAGCUGUAUUCCAACUCAUCAACGUUGUGAUGGUUUUGUCAAUUGCCUUGAUUUCCAACUUGAUGAGUCCAGCUGCUCAGAGUGCCCGAUAAAUUAUUGCAAAAAUGAUGGAACUUGUGUAGUGGAGAAAAAUGGUCCUAUGUGUCGUUGUGGACAAGAAUGGAAAGGAAAUCGUUGCCACAUCAAGGUUGACUCUCCUCCUCCUGCAAACUUCACAUACAUGCAAAAUAAUAUAUGGAGUUUCCUGGGUAUCGGACUGGCUUUCCUGAUGACUCAUAUUAUAGUUGCUGUCUUGUGUUUCCUUGGGAAUAGAAAACUACCCAGAAGGAAAACUGAAGGAAGAGAUAACUGUGCAUUUAUCAAUCCAGUUUAUGGGAAUUGGAACAACCCAGAGAAAACAGAGAGCUCUGUAUACUCCUUCUCAAAUCCAUUGUAUGGUACAACACCAGGAAGCCUGGAGUAUACAUCUAAUCAUCUUAAAUUGUAG
Molecule: messenger RNA, 6462 nt
Organism: Chrysochloris asiatica (Cape golden mole)
Lineage: Eukaryota; Metazoa; Chordata; Mammalia; Afrosoricida; Chrysochloridae
Gene: MALRD1
Product: MAM and LDL receptor class A domain containing 1
Exons: 40
Coding region: 1-6462 (2153 amino acids)
Cellular component (GO): membrane
Molecular function (GO): protein binding
Source: RefSeq, a predicted model, not a curated record